Molecule: messenger RNA, 1395 nt
Organism: Penicillium vulpinum
Lineage: Eukaryota; Fungi; Ascomycota; Eurotiomycetes; Eurotiales; Aspergillaceae
Product: SANT/Myb-like DNA-binding domain-containing protein
Exons: 3
Coding region: 1-1395 (464 amino acids)
Source: RefSeq, a predicted model, not a curated record
AUGCCACGAGAACGACGACGGUGGACGGCCGAAGAAGAUGCAUGUCUCCAGGAAGCAGUCCGAGAAGCCAUUGACCAAUCCCGCCCCCUUCUAUGGCGCGAGAUCGCGAAGAGUGUUCCCAAAAGAAGCAAUAAAGAUUGCCGACGGCGCUGGUGCAACUCUCUCUCGGGCUCCCUCGUCAAGGGCUCCUGGACGGAAUCUGAAGACGAACGAAUGUGGACUGCAGUACAAAAGCAUGGGUCACAAUGGGUUUCAGUUGCUCAAGACGUCCGCACGCGGAACCCGGACCAGUGCUCCAGUCACUGGAGCCAAACACUUAAUCCAGAUAUCGAUGUUAGUGAAUGGAGUCUACAAGAUGAUGAGACGCUCUUGCUAGCAGUUCAGCGUCACGGCACAGCUUGGGCGACCAUUGCAGUGAAGUUUUUACCGGGCCGGACAACAUUGGCGAUCAGGAACCGUUUCAAUGCGUUAAAUGCAAGGAAUAAAAAGUCUGGUUAUACGACUUCCGUCAAACUGAAGGACAUACAAGAAGUCAAACACCAUGUCACUCGCGCUUUGCGCAAUCGGGAAGGUGGCCGACGGCCGUAUUCGGGCACAACAUCUCACUCAAUAGACGAAAAAGAUGGGAAUUCAGGAGAUGCUGAAGAUGGGGAUUCAGAAGAUGCGGAAGAUGGAGAUGAGUCAUAUGCGCACUGGCAAAAUGAAUCUCUGGGGCUAGCCAUGCCGAGCGGAGGAUCGCCAAAGACUAGUGGCUCCUUCGCCUGGUUGCGUGUAUCGUCCCUCGAAGAACCAGACACACCUCUAGAUCACCCCUACAAUCCAGAGAUGUCUUCUGUCCCAAUGCUUACUCGGACGUCCCAAGACUCCACUUCGGGUAUCCUCGCCAGCGUUUUCACAUCCGAAUUCCCAGAGUACAAUGACUAUGCCAAUUUUGCAGAGGUGUCCACAUCUGUGCCGCGUUCCACCUCAAACCCAGGUCUUCAAGACCCUGCACAAAGCUCCAGCAGGAAUACUGAUCGGCUGUUGCUCCACAUGGAGGCAUCGUCCCUUGACAACGGACAUACAGGGUUUCUUCCUUUUGAAUCUUCCCUAGGCUGCUGUUCCCAAUCACAACCAGUGUUCCCGAUCCCGACAACAGGUGAACUCCCAACAUCACAGUCUGAUCUCGAGCUAGGAGCUAUACCGUUUCUAUCUAGUCCCCUAACCUCCCGCGAGUUGACUGGUCCGACUGAUCUAACAGCCGGUGGUGGUUUAAACGCACCGGAGCAGGGCCAAUCAGGCGGGCCACUCCGCCGUAUUUCUAUAGACAUGGAAUGCACGCCUCAGGAGCUGUCACAAAUCAUGAAUAUUAUAGUUGGAAUUGCUCGGAAAGUGACGCUGAACGUGAAUAGUUAG